Molecule: messenger RNA, 1539 nt
Organism: Astrephomene gubernaculifera
Lineage: Eukaryota; Viridiplantae; Chlorophyta; Chlorophyceae; Chlamydomonadales; Astrephomenaceae
Source: the annotation of a GenBank genome assembly
CUGCACAGAAGCCACUAGUUUUCUACUUGGGUGUUAGAGCCUAGGAAAAAUGCCGCUGCUGGGGCGGAAGCCAUACGUUCCGCCCGCCCCCAGCGUCCCCGAGGAGAUACCCGAUAGCGAAAGCGUCUUUGUGAUCCGCCUGACGGGGGAGGUGUUCACGGAUUAUGAUGCUUACUUGGAACAGCUUGCGCAUUACCGAACAGCGAAGUGGACUUGCGCGGUCACCGGCAGGGGCGGACUUACCUAUGAACAGGCCUUGCUGUCUGAACAGGAGGCCAACAAGGUCUUGCAGCAAUUUCCCGCCGAGUUGGAGUGCCCAUUUGUUCAGCUCGUUCAUCAUAACACGCUUCGGCUCGAGGAGCUUGUCACGCACCUGGCCGACGUGUCCAAAUCAUUCAAGUUUUCAGCGCCAGGCAGUGCCGAAGCAACCACCGGCAAGCAUGGCAAGCAGGCGCCCUUAGCAAAGCCGGUCAUUAAAAUGUGGCUGCACGAGGCCGCGACAUGGACCGGCCGUUACUGGUCCGUCAAAGCGGCGCUAUGCGCCAAGUAUGGCAUGGGCGGCGAAAUUCCUGAAGAGGUGGCGCAUGACGACGACGAGCCGGAGGGGCAGGUGGUGGGAGGACGUCGUGGGCGAGGCCGCGCUGCCUCCCCCGUGGAGGGCCGGCGCCAGGCGGCUGCUGCUGCUGCUGCCCGCUGGAGGGACGCCGCGGGGGCCGACUCGCUGACGGGCUCCCAGGACGACAGCCCCCCCGGCGGCGGCAAGGCGGGCGGCCCGGUGCGGUCGCGGAAGAAGAAGGCGCCCGCCAAGUCACUGGAGGAGGAGGAGGAGCGCGCCAAGCCCGGCACCACCAAGCACGCGGCGCUGCUGGUGCUGAAGGCGCACUGCCCCUUCGAGGGACUUACGGUGGAGCAGGUGAUCAACUUGUCUGUGGAGCAGGGCAUCAAAACGGACUGGCCGCCCGGGGGCAAGCGGAACCUGUACCAUGUGAUGCACACGGACCCCGCCUUCCUGCGUGUGAGCCGCAACACCUACGUGCUAUCCUCGCUCUUCCCGGACCGGGACGAGUGGGUGGAGGAGGCGAAGGAGAAGGCCGAGGGCGGUCGCGCUCGCAAGCCGACUAAGAAGGAGCUUGAGGCGGCGGGAGGCUACCUGGGUGACGGAGCCGACCUGGACUUGCCCCCCCCUGGUGCGGGUGCUGGUGCUGCGGGCGGGGCCGGGGUGAGUCGCGAGGAGGCGCUGGUGCUGCAGCGACUGGAGCUGCACUGCCAGCAUACGCAGGCCAACCUCGCCGCCUGCCGCAACGGCAUGGAGGUGGCGGCUGCCAUGUUGGCCGCAGCGCGCAGCCGCCUGGCGGAGGCCGAGGCGGCGCAGCAGCAGCUGGCGGCGCUGCACCCGCAGCUGGCCGCCAUGCAGCCGGGCAUGGUGGCGGCAGCCGCGCGGGCGGUGGAGGAGCAGCAGCGGCAGCUGGCGGCGGCCAUGGGGGAGGCGGAGCGGGCGCAGCGGGGGCUGGAGGCGGCGGCCCGGGCGGCGGAGGAGGC